Molecule: messenger RNA, 882 nt
Organism: Meloidogyne enterolobii
Lineage: Eukaryota; Metazoa; Nematoda; Chromadorea; Rhabditida; Meloidogynidae
Source: the annotation of a GenBank genome assembly
AUGUUUAUUAUUCAAAAGAAAAAUAUUACUUUAAGGGUAACUUUCCUUAUUGGCACAUUUGUAUUUUCUGUUAAUUGCUUGGAAGAUAAUUCGACAAUUAAAGUUGACGUCGUUCCUGUAUCAGAAAAUAGCAAUUUAUUUAACGAAACAACAACAAUUACUAAUCAGUUAAUAGAUUCAACAACAUUAAAUGAACCUAUUUCUCUUCCAAUAAUUAAUGAUACAAACAAUAAUUUAACGAUUAUUGAAGAUUUUGUUAAUGAAACUUUAAAAGAUGAAAAUAAAAAUGAAAUAAAUAUUUUGAAUAAUGAAACAAAAAUAGAUUUAAAUCAAACAUUAAAUAACCAACAAUUAGAAAAUGGAAACAAUAACGAUAAUUUUAAUAAUAAUACUUUAAAUAUAACGGAAAAUGUAGAUUUAUUACAUCCUACAAUGCUUUUUACAAAUAAUGAGAAAAUAAAUGUGUCAAAUGAAGCUGUAGCAGAUGUGCCAGAAAAAUUGCCUGUCAGACUUUCCUAUCAAGAAAUGAAUAAUCCUCAACAAUCACCACAAUUAUCUCCAUUAUUAUCUCCAAAUAUUGGAGGGCAACAAUCAGCUAGCCCUUCAAUAAUAAAUAAUUCCCCUCCUAAUUUACUCCCAACACAAAUAUUCGAAGUUUGCACAUCAAAUGAUUGUAAUGGACAUGGAAGUUGUUUAGGGUUUCGAAGUGCUCCUUUUUGUAGUUGCAAUUCUGGUUAUUUAGGGUUUAAAUGUGAAGAUACGGCCUGUGACAAUAAUUUACAUUGUAGUGGAAGAGGAUCUUGUAUAGGCUCUGUAAAUCAACACUUUUGUUUUUGCAAUAUUGGCUAUAGCGGUAAUUCAUGUCAAAAUCAAAUUCUUUAA